GUCCGUUGCUAUCAACCUGCCGCAACUUCAUGUGUGUUUAGUCACUCAUGCAUUUGUCAUUUUUAGGUAAAUUAUACGUUAGCAGUCUGCGACAAUUAAGUAAUCAAAGCGUUAAAAUUAAGCUACAUUUUUUAAAAUUUCGUGUUAACUAAUGCGGGUUGGUCUCUAGUCGACACAGUCAUUGCCCGUUUUUUACCCCUGUGGUUGCGGUCUGGCCUUAGCCGCGGCUGCGAAUCAGCUUAAUCUUUUCUCAGUAUCGUCCUGCAUUGAAACAUGUUUAUUUUAUAAAUAUGACGGUGAGAGGGACCCUGUAAACUAAAUGACUGUCAGAAAUAUCGCCUCCAUUUGUAAUAUGGGCACCAAUGCCUCUGCUCUGGAGAAAGACAUUGGUCCGGAGCAGUUCCCAAUCAACGAACACUACUUUGGAUUGGUCAACUUCGGCAACACGUGUUACUGUAACUCGGUGCUUCAGGCCCUGUACUUCUGCCGGCCCUUCCGGGAGAACGUGCUGGCCUACAAGGCCCAGCAGAAGAAGAAGGAGAACCUGCUCACGUGUCUGGCAGACCUCUUCCACAGCAUCGCCACUCAGAAGAAAAAGGUGGGAGUCAUCCCGCCCAAGAAGUUCAUCUCACGCCUGCGCAAGGAGAAUGACCUGUUUGACAACUACAUGCAGCAGGACGCCCAUGAGUUCCUCAACUACCUGCUGAACACGGUGGCAGACAUCCUGCAGGAGGAGAAGAAGCAGGAGAAGCAGAACGGCCGCCUCAAGAACAACGGCACGGCGGUCACCACGGAGACGGAGCCCGAGAACAAGCCAACGGAGCCCACCUGGGUGCAUGACAUCUUCCAGGGAACUUUGACCAAUGAGACGCGCUGCCUCAACUGUGAGACGGUGAGCAGCAAAGAUGAGGACUUCCUGGAUCUAUCUGUGGACGUAGAGCAGAAUACUUCAAUAACACACUGUCUUAGGGACUUCAGUAACACAGAGACCUUGUGCAGUGAAUACAAAUACUACUGUGAGGCAUGCUGCAGCAAGCAGGAGGCCCAGAAACGGAUGCGGGUUAAGAAGUUGCCUAUGAUCCUGGCCCUGCACCUGAAGCGGUUUAAGUACAUGGAGCAGCUGCACCGAUACACCAAGCUGUCGUAUCGCGUCGUCUUCCCUCUGGAGCUCCGCCUUUUCAACACCUCUGGAGACGCUACCAACCUCGACCGCAUGUAUGACCUGGUCGCUGUGGUCGUCCACUGUGGCAGUGGACCCAACAGAGGACACUACAUCACCAUAGUGAAGAGUCACGGCUUCUGGCUGCUGUUUGAUGAUGAUAUCGUGGAGAAAAUCGAUGCCCAGGCCAUCGAGGAGUUCUAUGGGCUGACGUCAGACAUCUCAAAGAACUCUGAGUCUGGAUACAUCCUCUUCUACCAGUCCAGGGAGUAAAUGGAUUAAACACCCAGCCAACCAGAGCCCCUUAGAGAGAACGAUGGGAACUUUGACCCUUACCUGAACCCUGUCUGAGAUGUGUGCCAACACCAUUCCCUAUCCCACGGCCUGCCCUGGGUCUGCCUGCACUUAAUUUCCCAUAACCCCCUUCCCUCCCUGCACUCAGCAUACUGGGAGGACUCUGCCAACUGUGUUUUGCCCUUCAGCCACAUGCAACAAAAAAACAAACAGUCACAACAACAAGAAGAAGGGGGGAAAGGAAGAUACAACAGGCUGGUGUGUGAUGCCUGUUUGUCCCAGCAUGGGUCACUCUCCUGAGGUCUGCCUGGCAUACAGAGCUGGCUGGACUGGUACAGAUACAAUCUUCUUUCCAACAGCAGUCUGUAUCCUUUAUAUAUCUGUAUAGUAUGUCUAUUUUCACGUAAUGUCACACGCUCAUAAAUCAUUUUAGUAGGGUUAUCCUGUGACCUUCUAUUUGUCCUGCCCAUAGAAGUCUUCUACCUGGGGUAUAGCUAGAGCUGGGAUGGAAGUUCAAGUGAAAGAUAGACUAGGUGAGAGAGGGUCUAUGCAUAUGGUGUAGCUGAAAUGCAUAUUUCAGUGUUAACAGUUUACGCUGGUGUGGAUUCGAGUUGACUUGAGUUGUGACCAAGCCAAACCUUUUCAUUGCGGUGCUGAGAAAUUGUAGUCCCACAGAAGACCAGCCUUGCAUGUACAAACUACAGCUCUACUAGUCUCUAGAAUACUCUGGUUUAGUUCAUGCCCAGUUCAUUAUCUGUCUAGUCCUUGUUGUGCAAAACAUUAUUUAUUGCUCUUAUUUUAUUCAUGUUGGGGAGUUGUAAUGUUGAGUGUGCUGGUAGGCGGAGGAUAUUGUGUGUCAGACUCCAUCUUGUCUUGUGUAUGUGACGUCUCCCCCUUAGAGUCCCGUAGGUAAUUCACAUACAGAGCUCUCUGGGGUUGAAUUGAACUUUGACAACGUCUUUUUUUUUUUUUUGCUCUAGUUUGAAGUAUGUGGAUAGCUGAGCUCUGUCAAAAGAACCACAUGAGGUAAGACGGAGGGGUCAAAAUCCACAGUUCAAGGCGUCCUUUCACUGUUUUUCACAGUGAGAUCGGUGCAAUAGGAGGAGGUGAAAUGAGCUGAUAAGAUGUUGACUUCCCUGUUGAAGUGAAUAUAGAUAUUAAAUGCUGGUGUGUUUUGUUACCAGCUGGUCUCCUCCCAGUUGUGUGUAUCUGUGUGUGAGAUGGAUCAACGGAGGUGGAACUCCUUUGCUGGGUGCGAUAUGGGGCUGCAGUUCACACACUGCAAACGUUGGUUUGAUGUUACUUAGAACCUUUUAGUUCUUCUGCAGUGACGCCAUAGUCUGAAUAUUGAUAUUGGUCAGUCCUUUGUUGAAGUCAUUACAUGUGUUCUAUCACCAUUUUAUUCUGCCUCGUCCCUUCCAUUGUUAGGCACUUGACUUGGAACCAAUGGUCUUUACUCAGAAGCUGUGCCUGGCAGAUACUUAUAUUAAGUUGUGUUUAGUGGUCUAUAUAGACUGAUGAUUUACCAUCCUAUAAGGUUAGGGCCACGUACUGUAGAGUAGAACUAUAUCAAAGGCCAUAUAGAGAUAUUUGAAGACUCAGUGCUGCUCAGACUGUCCUAUGGCACUCUAAUUCACUGUAAUACUGAAAGAAUAUUGACCCAAAUGCAUCUCGCUUUAAAGAGAUGCUCCGGAACUUUGGCGACUACUAAGUAUUCUUUAAACCUCCCGCUUUGGGCUGGAUGUGUCAGUGUAGUUUAUACAUGCAUAAUUACUAUUUUACCUAAAUUAGCCACAAAAUCCCUAGUUUGAAAGCGAUUAUUUCUGGAAUUUGUGCUGUGCCAUUUUCCUACAGCCCCCUAGCAAUUCGAGUUCUAGCCAAUGAGCUUCAGACCUUCACCAUUUGUGUCAAAUCUGCACAUAUGUGAUGUAGUACACCAUUUUCAGGGAACAUAUUUGUCUCGUGAGAGCUACUUUCAGAACUACUGGAUAAAAAGUAUACAAAUGUACUGGAGAAUCUCUUUAAAUUAGAAGUAGAGAUGAUUUGGGUUAUGUGUGAGGUUGAGUGUGCCUCCUUUUAUAUGUGAGUUAGCAUGUAAUGUGUGAGAGUGUGUUGAAGCAUCUAGAUGGUUAACUGACUAUUUCCUUCUGUGUAGUAUAACUGGGUAAAGUCAAUGAUGAAUAUGUGCCAAUCUGGAGUCACCUUGCAAAACUGGACAGGAACUCUUACAGAACACUAUUUUCUCUGCUAAGAUACUAGUGUACAUACAUUAUGUAGGAAAUAUAUUUUUUAAAACCUAGAAGCUAAAACACUAAGAGAAAGAGGAGUUAACUAGAAAAUAAAAACAAACCCUGUAAAGAAAUAUGGAGCUGCUUUACAAUCAGUCAAUCACAUAAUCAAUUCAUCACACAAUAGUUACACAAUCGAGGAAUGUCACAACCAGUCACAUUGGGGUUCAAGAGAAUUAGCCAGAGCUGUUUGAGGCAUUUUAAGCGUUAUGAUGGGAAGAGAUACUGUGUGUGCUAAUCUUCCAAUUACUGUUCUGCACACACCCUCGCUCAGAUGCUGUCUUAUUGUACUCCUAACGUGGUCUCAACAGUCUAGAAAUGUGAAGUGUUCUACCUAUGGGACUCUGGUGCUGUGCCUAGAGAUGAAUACGUACUGUACUAGCAUGUCUCUGUUGGAAAGAGGAGAAGUUGAAGGGAGAUCCAGUUAGCUACUCUCAAUUCCAAUUAGUUGUUUGUAAACUGAAAGUGCACUUUACUAGUGAUGAGCUUAAAUGCUUUAAUGAGAGCCACAGUCUGAGUACUUUUUGGAGUUCCUUGCCCUCUGUUCAAUAAAAGGACUGUAACUACUAAGGCACUGGGAUUUGUGAAGAAUUAGUUUGUCAUGUUCUUUGGAUUUUGAAAGAUUUCUUAACCCCCUCACCAUCGACUCGUUCUUCUCUUAUCCUCUUCACCCCCAGGCCAGUCCUUCACAUCCCCACAGUCGUGUCACAGUUGUUUUCCUUUACCCGUUAGUUACACACACAGUUCAUUCCUGUGUUGUCAACCUGGUCACUUCCUCUGUCACAUCAUGUUUACCAGGCAGUGCGCGCGUGUUGCUGUGGUGACAGCCAGCCACAGGAACGCAGCAUCACAGAACACAAUGUACAACAGCCUGAGGGGAGACUACAAUAGAGAAAGAGAAUGUUCCAGAACUAUUAGACAUCUUGCUUUCUCCUUCCUUCAUCUACUCUAUAUUACAGCCAUCUGUGACGAAGGUGAGGAAAUGAGGAAAGAAUGCCUUGUAUGUUUUAUUGGAAUGUGUUUAGUGAAGCUCUGACCCUUGAGAGCCCAUCUUGUAGAAGCCAAAACAUCAUCAGUUUUGGCAGAUUGCCUUUUUUUUCAUUUUCAUUUUGGUAGACCGCUCUUAUCCAGCACAACUAGAUUUAAGUGCCUUGUUCAAGGGCACAUUGACAUAUUUUAGUUUCUUUGUUGCAGAUCUGGGAUUUGAACCAGCAACCUUUUGGUUACUGGCCCAACACGCUUAACCACUAAGCUACCUACCGCUCUGCAGGCUAACAGUCCCAUAGGUCUGCAUUUUGGGGUGGCAUCUGCCUCAGAAAAAUAUAUUUAAUGUCUGCCAUUGUGAUGAUUUUAAGGGCUACUGUAUGUUGUGUGUGUACACGCCUGGCUGUGUGUAUGUAUGUAUGUAUGUUUCUGCAUAGCUGUGCGUGUGCGGAAAAUCAUAGUUGUUGUAUUUGUCUGUGGGUAUCAGAGUUAGUCAACUCUGUGACUCUGUCCUUCCCCAGCUCUGAGGACAUUUAAUUCCCCUCUCAAUCAUCCCCAGCUCUGAGGACAUUUAGUUCCCCUCUCAAUCAUCCCCAGCUCUAAUUACCUCCUGCAGUCAGAAAUAAAGAAUGUUUCUCUCUUCACUCUUCCUCACCCUCUCUGUUCUCCCUUUACCCCUGUCUCCUCCCCCUCUCCCCCCAGUCUCUUUCUAUCCCCUUGUCCCUUUCUACCUCCCUCCCUGCAGAUCAAGUGAAUGUACUCUGACAGCUGACUGUGCAUCAAACAUUGUAGUGUAGAGGACUAGUACACAAACCAAGCCUCCUCUAGCUCGACACACACACACACACACGCACAACAAUGUGGGUACAUUAUGCGUGUAUAGUUAUGUGGAAUGAUUGUGUGAGAGUCUGUCUGUCCAGCCUCACGUCUGUCUGUCUCUGUAAACAUGAUUGUCAAUAGGCCACGGUAGUGCAGGUUGUCUGGCAUAAGUGAAGACAGCCAGAACAGGGGGCCUAACCAAGCCAGAUCUGAUCUGGGAUUAGUCAGUGAGGUCAAAAGUCCUGCCUCAUCAUGAUUACAGCACUGAGUGUCUCUGCAUCUGCCACAUUAUUGUAAUUACACAUCAUUAUAAUAAUUAUCUGCAUAAUUAUGAUGUAGCAGCAGAGUUCUGCUAAUGAUGAAUGCUAGAAGGGCAGAAAAUAUGUCACUGAUUAAAUAAAUCAAUGAAAUAACUUAUUUAAAUAAUUGCAUAAAUCCCUGUCAUAAUUCCAUGAAUCCCUGCUAUCUGGUAGGUGAUGUUUCUGUAAGAAGUACUAUACCCUCCUAGUGUAUAAACAAGUAACUUAUU
This is a messenger RNA of Oncorhynchus masou masou (cherry salmon), 6073 nucleotides long. Its product is annotated as ubiquitin carboxyl-terminal hydrolase 46. The record is from RefSeq and is a predicted model, not a curated record. Gene Ontology annotation, cellular component: cytosol; nucleus. The coding region runs from base 320 to 1432 and encodes 370 amino acids. Gene Ontology annotation, biological process: protein deubiquitination. The transcript has 9 exons. Gene Ontology annotation, molecular function: cysteine-type deubiquitinase activity. Lineage: Eukaryota; Metazoa; Chordata; Actinopteri; Salmoniformes; Salmonidae.